Messenger RNA from Anopheles arabiensis, 7273 nucleotides. Its product is annotated as melatonin receptor type 1B-like. The transcript is spliced from 4 exons. Gene Ontology annotation, cellular component: membrane. The record is from RefSeq and is a predicted model, not a curated record. Gene Ontology annotation, molecular function: G protein-coupled receptor activity. Lineage: Eukaryota; Metazoa; Arthropoda; Insecta; Diptera; Culicidae. Gene Ontology annotation, biological process: G protein-coupled receptor signaling pathway. Bases 769 to 2238 code for a protein of 489 amino acids.
CUUAGUUUACGGUCGCUCGUGUCGGACGCGUACUCGUUAGCCUCCCGAUAUCCCAGUAUCGUCUGCUCCCUUCACAGCUGUCGGCUUCCGGUGGGUCAAUUAGCUGCGUUUGGGCUAGCAACGUUCCGCCACGUUCCCACCGCUCGCGGAACGACCAAUAAAGUUGUGUCAGUCGCCGUUUGCUGCCGCCAGUGCUUUCAAACCCACCAGCGUGCUUCGAUUGGUUGAGUUGAUUGAUUGAUGUGACGAUUUAGUGAGUGAAGUGAUUGCUGGUGUCUGUGAUUUGUGUGCACUACGCACAAGCAAUGGGUGCAAUGUAAAACUGUAGUGCGUCAUCGGGCGAGCUCCGUGCUUUUGCAGUGCUUUACACAGUGGGCUUUGUAUCAGUUUAAACAUGUGCUCGCAAAGUGUGGCAAACAGGAAUGCAAACAAUCAAUGUGUGCAAAAAUAAUGACCACCGUUGUCUUGGCCGUGGACAAGGCUGUGGAUGUGAAAUGCGGGAAAGCAGCAACACACUAACACGGUUAGUGUGGCCCACACCCAGCACGAACAACAGAGCCCAGCGUGCUAGACAGGCGAAAGUGCUCGAGUAGAGCGUUUGAGCUUGAACCCAAACCCUCACACCGAUAACAAGCGGUCAACGCGGUACGGAAAGCAAACAAAAGAAAAAGAAAAGAAAAACAGGGGAAAACAAUCAAAAGAUAAAGAAGAAAACGCAUUUUUCGCCGAACAAAAAAAAAAUAAACCACGAGACCCACUCUUACCACCAUGGACAACCUUACGGCCGAGCUGUCAAACUUUACCGCCGCCCCCACGGCGGACGGGUUCGUGGGGCCAGUGACAGCCGGGCAGCUGGCUGGCGCCGUCAUGUCAACGCUGCUGGUGCAGCUCGUAACGGCAGCAACAAGUAGUUCCCGGACACCGACAACCUCUUUGCCGCCGCCCCUGCCCACUGCCGAGGAAGAACGCGACCAUUACUACGACCCGAAGCACACGACCGGACCCACGCCACCGCCGGCAGUGGGACUGAACGAGACCGAGCCUAAUUUAUGGUUCGUAACCUCGUUAGCUCUCUCUUCCCGAUCUCAGCAGCAACAACAACAGCAGCAACAACAGCAGCAACAACAUCAUCAACAGCAUCUGCACCACACGACGGCGGGAAGUGGCAGCGGAAGCGACAGCAGCACCGGGCUGGGAGAGGUUUCCCCCGUCACACUUUCCACCGAAUGGCCGCGUCUCGCUCGAUUACUGCUGCUGGCCUGCCUAUCCGUCGUCGGCAGUAUCGGCAACGUUUUCAUGAUAUCGUCCGUUAUGAUAGAGGACCAUCUGAAGAAAGCAGGCAAUGCAUUCAUAGUGAACAUAGCGCUCGCAGAUUUACUUAUCACUAGUGUAGUGAUGCCAGCGUCCACCAUCGUCCUGCUGGCUGGCAUCGACAAUUCCGACACGGAAGUAUGCAAAUUUCACUGGUUCUUAGCUGCUUGCUCGUUUUUGGUUAGCAUUUUAACAUUAGCCAUGAUGGCGGUUGAGAACUAUCUGCGCCUUUGCACGUUCCAGAAUGAGCGCGGCUGGUUCAACAAAACCAACACGACGGCGAUCCUGCUGCUGAUCUGGGCGGUGGCCUGCAUCGCGUCCGGCAUGCAGUUCGUGUACGACAUCCGGUUCGACUACUGCAACUGGCGCGCCCGGCAGGCCAGCAUCCCGCACGAGGCGGGCGUAGUCGGGCUGAUCGUGCUGCUGCCGCUGCUGCUAACCUUCAUCACGCACAUCCGCAUCAUCGUGGACGUGAAGCGCACGAUGGCGCUGCCCAACUUUAAGCCGAGCCUCGCCUACACCUGGGACCUGUCGCUCGCCCGCACCAACUUCUACAGCUUCCUCAUCUUCGUCGUGUUUUGGCUGCCGUUCUGCGUCAUCUUUGCGUACGGCACGGCCCGCCUCGUCUCGAACCGCGUGUUCUACACGACCGUCUGGAUCGGGCUGUCCAAGUCCUGCUUUCACAACGUCAUCUACUGUCUCACCAAUCGGCACUUCCGCAGCGCCUACAUCAGCCUGUUCAACUACUGCUGCUGCAAGACGACGGUGGCCGUCUCGCGGCGCCAGCGGGCGGACGGUGGCAACCGGCCGACCGCGGACGUGCGCGUCCACAUCAUACCCGGCUACAACAUGUACUCGUACACCAGCCCGCAGCGCUCCGGCAACUGCCACGGCCACUGGGGCAAGCGGGACUGUCACGAGUUAUGAUCGGAAACGUAGCUAAAUUAAUCGAACCGUACCGCUGCCCCGGUCGGGGGCUGUGCGAGUUGCGCGGGUCGAUUAAUUUAAAUGCAAGAGUGGAGGGGAGGGGGCGGACAGUCAGGUCAACGGCCCGAUUGUGGGUGGUUCGGGGGAUUCCGAUCGAUUUGUUUCGACCGGUUCCGAGGCGAGAGAAGGCACGGAGCUCUUAUCGGUCUUCAAUUUUAAGGGAUUACAGUCGUGGCGGUUGCUUCGGAGGGCGUGCGAACAGCGUCAGCUGUUUGUAUGGACAUUGGCUGCGGUUGGUUUCUUAGCGAACCCUCUCGAAUGGAGAAAUGGAGAACUAAAAACAGAUCAGUAAUUUGUGCUGGGUGGAGCUUUUAGUAAGGCGGACCGGAUUUUCCACACACACACACCCUCUGCACCAGCAGCUGGUAGGUUCUCACGUGCUUUCUCACGUAUGAAGCUAUUAUUAUCCUUACUCUAGAGCGUGUUACGCCAACCGUGUCCCUUCAUUAAGAGAUUACACACCCCUUCUUUAGUUUUGUUCGGGCAGCCUGAGACGGACGCGUGAUGGUUCAUUACAUUUUAAAACGAAAUUGAUUUUGGUGUCGUUUUAGGCGAUAAUUAUUUAAGUCCGGAGCGAUUGGUUUGGGGGCGAACAGCCACCUCAUCGCGAAGACAGCAGGGGUGGAUAACUCAUCGCGAAGACAGCAGGGGCCUAAUCUUAUCCAAAGUUUGUGCUUCUCUUAACUAUUAACUACUUUACAAUGCGUUUCUACUUUCAUUCUUAUCCUACAACACGCUUCGCUAAAGCACACCUUGAUCUAACCGCGUACUAACACCGUUCACUUGUUCCUCUCUACCGUAAUGUCCACAUGAAAACGCUUACCAACAACACAUAAAUGGGGCUAACAAAUCGAUGUUUUUUUGUGUUGAACUACUACCUGUCCGCACUGUGCUGUGUGCGGGGACGAAUGUGUACUCAUUAAAAAAUGAAACGACAAGCGGAAUGAAUGCUUAUGCUAACAAACCAGAGGGGUUGAAUUGUGUUGAAAAAGAGGGACUUUGGAACAGUCGUACGAUACGAGGGCACAAUAAAAGAAUGCAAAUAGAAGGGAAUAAAAACAUAAAUACACACACAAAUACACACUUAUCAUAAUGCAAACUUGAUUGUUCAUGUCGUCGCCACACGUAUGCAGCAGCGGGAUCGGCGAUAAAUGUUUCCCGACACUACCUACACUGCGUCCCCCGUAGUUUCUUUGAUUGGCCAGCUGACUCGUGAGAGGCUAACACUGUUUUCCGGCUCAGGUUAAAAAGGGUCUUGCGAUUGUUGAAUAGUGCCGUUCACAUUAGAAACUGGAACCCGGAAAACAAUGUAUGGUAAAAUCAAUAAUUUCAUUUAAAAUGAUAAUUUUUAAUGAUUUUUAACAGUAUCUAAGGCGCCAGUUAGGGUCAGUUUGUAUUCAGGUCCGUUGUCUUUGGUGGUUGUUAGUUGCCAAUGUAUCUAAAAUUAUAUUUUAAUUUAGUUUUUCUUCAACCACUAGUAACCUUACAUUUUUUGGUUUUAUGUCUAUAUGCUUACAUACUAUUAAAAUACAUAUUUAAUUUAAAAAUCCACAGCACCAUUUCUUGAGGCUCAUUUAGUGAUUUAAUGAAAAUGAACAUGAAACAUUGGUUUUUGAUGAUAUCUCGAAAAAGACCCAAGCAAAUGUUGAGGAAAUGUAGAGAUAUUCUAUACCUUAACUACUAACUCUAUUUUCUACAGUAACAUGGUACAUAAAUCAUAUUUUAUUUUGCCAUUCUCCGCUGACGCCACACAUUUCGGCGUCCGUAGUGUACACAUUUAAAAUUUGUUGUGAAGAAAUGUAACAGAUAGAUUGAAUAAGAGUUUAACGCUUUUUUAUGAGUAAAUGUAAAACAUAUCAUCUUACUUUAACUUACAGAGUGUCUCAAUAACUUUGAAAUAUUUAUCACACUUUUUUAAAUACUUCCUACGUAUUAUUGGCUUUUUUAAUGGAAAAAUGUUAUAUUUGAUUAAAAAAUAUAGCAAAAACUGUGUGCUGUUUUUGCAUAAAGUAUGCUCUCAUUCUUUAUUAUGUUUUAUAUUAGAGUUGUAUUACCAUCGGUAGCGCUGUUGAGCUGUCUGAGGUCGGCAAAGAAUCGUGGAAUUGCUAAUUUUGAAAUUGUUUCAAAUUUAUUACUUUCCAAGAGUAUUCAUAGUUACAGAUCUCUCUUCAGAUCUUCAUGGAAAUACGUUGCAGAAGUUUGUUUUACAACACACAAGAGGUUAAAAAAACAAUGUCUAGUUUCAGUACAGUUCUUUAGGUUUCAUCCUUUUUCUUGUAGAAGUUUGCCAUCCCCGCGAGUUUCUAAGUAUCAAAUUGCUGGUUCAUCAGAGAUGUAUGAAGUACCUAUGCUAUUCCAUUCGUAAAUUACAUUUCUCAUUUUUCUCCUCACUUUUAAAAGACAGGAUACAUAAUUUGCCGAAAAAAACACAACUUGCUCGGUAACUAUUAUUUUUUAUUCGUUAAGUUCAAAACGCCAACAUUAAUUUCAAAAUGUUACAAUAUUUAUUCGUUAUUACAUACUUCAAAUAAUCCUUGUGGUAAACAUUUUUAAAACACUACAACGAAACAGGACAUGGAAAUUUAAUUUAAUAUUAAUAGCACAGCCAUCGCCAUCCUGCUUUCUGUUGCAUUAAGCGGCCACAAUGUAACUGGACGCAGUGUAUCAAUACAGCUACUACUUAAACUACUACUACUACUACUACUGUUACUUCUACUAUUACUACUGUUACUACUACUAAUAAAUGCCCGCCACCGUAGAUUUGAUGUUUAAAUGUGACUGGCUCGUAACCAAUUGAAGCGUAUAGGGCGGUGUGAUGUGUGUAACUCACGCCCUACUAACUGUGAGCAAAUCUCUUAAAACAUGCCCUAACAAUUUGAUGUAACUGUAAUUGAAACGUUUAAAGGCGUACAGGUUGAACUAUAUGCUCCGUGGGAAUAAAUGAGGUAAGCAUAUGGAAAGACCCAUGUAUACAAUAAAUUCUACCCCUUCUAAUAUCAACGCUGAGGUGUUCGUGCGGUACCGGGGUGAAAAUAGAAACAGUAAAACAGAUAACAAUAAUUUCUGGAAAAGUAAAUGUACACGAUAACCCCAAGAAAAACCAAAGACUUGCACGCACUGAAAAGCUGGAACGUAGCAAUUGACUAGUAGGCCAACCAAACCGCAAAAUAUACUUAGGAGCAUGUGAGUAGCUAGCCGUGACAAUGAUAGGCACAAUGAUCGCGAAAUAAUUAAAAAGGCCAGCCGAGCAUAGCUAACUAUUUUAAAGGGUAUAUAUACACAGCCACACAGAACUGUUGCAACAUAAAGCCGUUGGUUUUUUUGUACAUAUACAUACUAUAUACACUAUACAACUAUAUAAUGUAUACACCCAUACAUAUUAUACAGAUAUAGAUGGAAGUAUAUACCUAGAGCGUGGCCGAGUCCGAUGUAUCCUUGUGUUUGUAGAGCUAAAGCUAAAACAUAACCGGUGUGAUUGUUCAACUGAAAACCUUACAGAUAUUGACGUAUUGACGUAUAUUGAUUGUGAUGCAGGGCAAACCCCGCCACAACUGAAACUUAAAUAUCAAACACUAUCGGAACGGAGCGAAGAAACAGAGCACAAGAAGAACACAAAAGCACGACUGAUCCUCUUCUACUAGACAUGCCCAUGAGAGGUGGGGAAGCAAACGAUUCUAAUACAAUAUAGUGGCCCUGCAAAAAGAGUGAAAACUGGACAAAUAGAACCAGUACACGCCGUACGGCAGAAUGGAAAACCAAUACGACUCCAAGGGAACAAUAGAAAUGAACUUAUGUUGAGACGACGUAGCGUACCGCGUAGGUGGGAAACUGCAUCUGUGCAGUUCAAUAAUGCAAGGCGUGCGCGCACACCCACUCACACGCUUAUACACACGGUCUAAAGUGGCACGAUGGUGGACAAAUAAUGCUACCUUCCUUUUGUUUGCCCUUGAGCCGUUCCUUCGUAGCCGUUACGUUCCGCCGAUGACUAACAUGUAUGCAAACAGUCAAAGUCAUUCGUUGUGAACCGCGGAAUCGAACUGAUACCCUUUUAAUGGUUUUAUUUUCGCAACAACCCUUCGUUCCCUUGCUCUCUUUUCGAAGACAAGACGUCUUGCCUGUGUCCUUAUCGAUGUUCCUGAAAUGAAAAAUGCAACUUGUUCCUUGAACGUUGGCGUCCCUUUGCGAAGUUUCUUCUGUUUUCCAACAAUUAAACAAAAAUCGUCCACCAUCGAUUGCCGCCGGUCGGUUAGGUCGGGGGGAGUUAACGUUACGGUGGGUGUUUUGUAACUGUGGUGUUUUGUGUACCGUGUCCGUGUCCGUGUUUUCUGCAGUUUUAAAUUGCCUUUCUCGAAUACACAUGAAUAGCUGUGAUGAUGAUGAUUAUAACACGUUUACCUAUAAAUAACCGAAAGCUACUAGAGCGGGAACCGUAUAAUACAGAGGAGGGGGAAAAACCGGCCAAUAUGUGGUUUAUGUUAACCGUUAACCGUCGCCAGUAGCUCGACGCACUCCAAAAAUGGCUGCCAAGCCGCCAAAAACAUGGCAUGCACGUCCGACAGGAAAAUGGUUCCUUCCCGGCCAAGGAUUGAGGUAAUUAAAGGUAGGCUCUAAGUCUGUGAAUGGAACAAAUUUUAAUUGGCUUGGUGACGGUAGGACCGGUUCCCGAAACUGGCCCCAUAAAUAUACCGAAGGAGUGUAUGUGUGUCCGUGUGUAUGAAUGUUGGGGAAGUAUAUGUGUAAAAUGUAUUUUAAAUAGAUUCGCACUUCACAGCGGGAAAGAACAUUAGAGACAGAGCAGUAUGAAGCAGCGCUGGGCUCGAGUGCCCGAACGAAUAAAACUAUCAUCAAUACAAUACCUAGCUGUACGGAGCCUGCCAUGUGCCACCGUCUCGUAUCUUGUUAAUCAAAAACAAAACAGAAAAACGAUGUAAUAAAAACCCGUUCCAAGCCGGACGAUUACUGAUGUAUAAGGGAA